UCUACAACUUCUUAAAAUUGAUUUUUUACUUUCGAUCAAACGUCUUAUAUUGACCAACAAGUCUAAGUUAUUAAAGAAGAGCAUUCCAACUAAUUGAAUAAUAUUAUGACUCCAAACUCAUGAAAUGAAUAAAGCAGCAAAUCAUUAAGGGUUCAUUUUAUUUUUUGUUUUUAUUUAUAAGUAGAGGUUAUUUCAUCCAAUUACUCAGUCAUUUAUUGAACAAAAAAGGAAAAAUCAUCAGCUCAAAUGUCCGAUUUAGAGCAUUUCAGUCUCAAUUUUAGCAACGCAAAUGAAAAUCCUUUAGACCAGCAAAAUUCAUGUCAAGUUCUGAUUCAAUCUUCUGGAUCAAAGUGUCGCACCCGCCGGGCUAAAAAAGAGCAAGAGUAUUUACAUGAAAUUUGGAGUGUUCAACAAGUGCCAAUUGACUUUGGUGGAAUUUCGAAAUCUUCAGCAGUUGUUGAAAAAGUUUUAGAAUCAAGAAAAGCUGAUCACGAUGUUGCGCUUGAGAGCUUGGAGAAGGAGUUGGAUAGAUUGCACGAGAAAUGUAAAACAGAAGUCGACGAUCUUAAUAAGAAUUUGCAAAUUGAAAUCGAAAAAUAUCAUGCAAAUAUUGAAGAUGAGAAGAAUGAUUUCUGCAGCCUGAUGGGCUGCACGAAUGACGAAAAGUACGAAGAUCUGAGAGACAAAAUUGAAUCUGUAAUGGAAAAAGAGCGAACAGCUAUCGAUAGACUAUUUGAACUCGUACAACGAGUUGAAUUUAGAAAACGCAGCGAAGCGACUCAAAUCAUCAAAAAAUACCAUCUUAUUUUGAGAAAGUUAUUUUAUUUACAAAAAGACGCACUGCGCAAAUUGAUGGAACAUAAAAUAUUGGAAUAUAAUCGCAUGGCUAUAGAGAAUCAUAAAAAGUACGAAGAGCUAAAAUUAAACUUAUAUUCAUCCGCCGACACAUACAAACAAAAUUUUUAUCUUUGGAUGAAAAAAAUGAAGGAAGACAAAAAUGCCACUUGUCGGCAAAGUGCUCUAAACGAGUUUUACACCGAAUACGAUAAUUUACAAAAUGCUGGAGCAGUAUACUUCAAAACUAUAGAAGGCAAAUCGGCCCUAUGCCGACUGAAAAGUCGAAAAAGCAUAAUUUCUGAAACGAUCGCACAAUGGGAUAUGACGGUACCUUACUCGGCAUCGAGAUUCGAGGAACAUUCUAAUCAAAUUAAUUCGAUAAUAUCUUCAACUGAUGCGACUGUAACAUCUUUCAUAAAAUCAUACCAAUUCUACAUGUCGAGACAUCUCGGUAGACUCUCGAACAAAAUUGAAAAAUUACAAGCAACAUUGGGCGACGACAGUGAAAUUGCAGCAGAUCAAGAAAGUGAAGCGACUCAAAAGAUUUACGAUGGAGCGAAAGAACAAAUCGAACGCUUCGUCGCCGAGUCUGAGGAGACUUGGAACCAAAUUUUGAACAAACUACGAGAUACAGCUGUGAAAACCUUUAAGCUUUUUCAGGACUUUGGUUCCCCGUGGGAUGUUCAGGCUACCAAUUAUUCCAAGCUCCAAAUUACUACCAUCGAGCAAUUAAAAAACAGAGCCGCCAAAAGUGAAUCGGCGCAUCUUGAUCUGCAAGAAAAGAUCAAUGCCGAAAUCGUUAAGCUGAGAGAAGAAGAGAGCGUUUCAAAAUUGGAGAAGAGGCUAGCGCAAGUUUUAGCGCUUUUGGAUAGAAAAAUUGAAAAAUACAAGCACGAUUUUGAAGAAGACUGUAAAAUCAUCAGAAAAUGCAAAGAGACCGUGAAGAAAGAGCUCAGUGGUAUGCAGAACAAGAUCGAUACGUUUCUUCAAGCUAACAAGCCUGUGGAGAUCAGCGAAAAUGUCAGCUUAUCUUCUUAUCAGUCAGCAGAGGAUCAUUGCUUUUGUCAAUUGAGUUUAGAGGAUAUCAUUUCACACGAGUUGCAGCUCAUAGAAAAACAGAUCGAUGCCUUCGAGUUUUGGAGGGCGACCGGUUUUAUUUUUAGGAUAUUGAAAAAUAUGGCUUCGUACCGAUCUUUCAUGGAAAAAGAGAUACUCGAAAUUGUAGAUACUUGGCAGGAAGAGUUGAUACUCGAAGGGUCGCAAUUCGUGGACGAAAAUUUGAAAACCGUUGAACAGUUAGGCGAAGAUAUUCGUACAGAGGCAUAUACCGUUCGAUUGAAUGAGUUGACGAGUCAUCAACAGAACAUAGAGAGGCAUAAAAAGCUGAUAACUAGAUUAUUGAAUGAAUCUUCAAAGUGCACUGAUAGCUUCUUGGAUUUUAAUGAAGUUAUCGGUGAUUAUAAAUCUGAAGCCUUACAAAUGAUAGAGGAAUACGGACCAAAAACGAAACAUAGCAGUCAAGUACAAUGUUUGAAAAAUAUGUUGAGAACGCUGAAAGAAGAUUAUAAAAAGAAAAUUGAUCAAAUAGUAAAUUGCAACAUAGAUAGACUGAUGAAAAAGAUUUCUUUGAUAAAGAUGUCUAAUGAAUCUUUCCUCGAUGCAAUAAUACUGUUUGCUGACGGUGGAAAUUUCGAUACAGAAGAAUUGAAUUUAGCGAGGAAAGAAAUCGAUGCAUUGUUAAAAGCCAUACAGAUAGACGAAUCAAAUAAUCGCUCAAAGAUAAAGAAAAUUGCGGAUCAAGUUAACUCUCAAAUUGACGACGUUGAAAAAGUCAACUCUGACAGUUUGAGCAUUACCUUGAACAAGUUAAGAUUACAAGAGAAUAUCAAUAACGCUAUCACGAAAUGUGAAUAUGUGGUGAGCAUUAGAAGAAAGCACUUCAGAGAAAAGAAUAAAGAAAUAAUAGAAAUGAUCGUGGCCUUUAUAACGAAAUGUCAAAAUAGAUUAUCUGCGGACGAUCUCAUUUUGGACUUGACCAAAUUGGCUCAAACCUCGCAAAAACACGUACACUUUAUAAAAGGACCUUUUCCAAAUAUUGAUAUACCAAAAAUUUUCAACUACAAUAGCGUACCAUUUAAUAGUAAUAAUAACGAUAAUAAUAAUAAUAAUGGCGCAACAACUCGGCGACACUCUAAAAGAAGAAAAUCAUCGAUCAAACCAAUGAUAAAUCAACAAAAUAACCAGACACAAAAUGAUCAGUACGAUUCAAACAAUUUUGCAUCUGUUAUUGCAAAAUUAAUUAAAGAUACCUUGAGUGUCAUUGACGAAAAAGCAGUGGAAUAUUAUACUUUACUGAAAAAUAAACGCGAGCAUCAGUAUUUUCCCGAUAAUAACGAAGGCUGUGAAGACUGCAUAAAUAAUACUCUGCAACGACUAAAUUCCGUUUUCGAAACCACCUUCAAUUUUUGGAUAACAGAAAUAAAUGAUUUCUUAAACUUUUUUAAAUCCGUUGAGAUACCUUCUUUAGAUUACUAUUUGAACAGCGAAUAUACGCCCGAUAAAAAAGAAUCAAGCGAAACUUUAAAUACAGAAGUUAGUAAUCCAAACAAAGCGAUAAGCAUAAAAAUUGACGAAAAUUUUGUGGAAUUUCAAGAUAUACUCCAAGGGAUGUUAAAUCUACUCCAGUCAAAAAGUAUGAAUAGUGAAUGUGAAAAGGCAGCGGAUGACAAGGAGAGCUCAAAUUAAAGAACAAUUUUAUUAAAUUAAGUAUGUAAAUUUACUAAUGCUACAAAGUCAAAAUAAAACAAAUACCUCUGCAAUAAAAAAGUAAGUCUUCCACGCGACUGUUACACAACUCGCACGACAUUCUCCUCUUUAUCAGCAGACAUAAGAGAAGAUAACAGACAGAAUUGAAAUUGACAGAAUUAAAUUUUUAUGUAUGAACUAGCGCGUUACGGUCACUUUCACGGUUUAUUGUUUAACGACGAAAUACUUUUGGAAAAAUAUUUUAAGAACUUUGCGGCGCGCUGCCGCGAG
Messenger RNA from Nasonia vitripennis (jewel wasp), 3873 nucleotides. RefSeq names its product protein PFC0760c-like. NCBI's taxonomy places the organism in Eukaryota, Metazoa, Arthropoda, Insecta, Hymenoptera, Pteromalidae. The coding region runs from base 247 to 3582 and encodes 1111 amino acids. The transcript is spliced from 17 exons. The record is from RefSeq and is a predicted model, not a curated record.